AUGAAAACCCUGCCAGCAGGUACAAAAUCAAGCAAGGCGACAACCAAGGAUGAGAUCCCAAUCAUGUACAUGUCCUUAGUCUUGACUGAUGCGAAAACUCAUUACCACACUACUGAGAUGGAGUGUUUGGCCGUACUACGAUGUUUAGAGGAGGUGAGAUGGCUGGUCCAGGGGGUUCAGCACCCUGUCUGGUGGGACGAUAUCUUACCCGAGGCGUUUAAGAGGGAUCUAUCCAUAUUGAUUCCGGAUCUAGACUCAAUAAACACAACCAGCUCGCUGAUCGGGAUCCUGAUCCCGAGCCUUCAGUUAUUCAUCUCAGGCCAACCAGUCCGGUUGAGGAGUCUCAACCAACCAAGAAGCCCACCCCGGCCGAAACUAAUCUCCAAAUCCAAAUUGAACAAUGAAAAGCACCAACGAAUGGAAAUGUCAAUUCUGAAUUCUGUCGCCUUCACGAAUAAAAUGCUCAGUCGUGAAGUCCGGGCUCUCCGUCUACGAGUUGAAGGAUACGAAAACUUGAUUCAAUCCCAUCCAGACCUGGUUGCUCAAGCUCAAACCUGGAAACCCUUGCCAGAACUCACUCCCUAUUGA
Penicillium robsamsonii is the source of this 588-nucleotide messenger RNA. RefSeq lists its product as uncharacterized. The transcript has a single exon. The coding region runs from base 1 to 588 and encodes 195 amino acids. The record is from RefSeq and is a predicted model, not a curated record. Lineage: Eukaryota; Fungi; Ascomycota; Eurotiomycetes; Eurotiales; Aspergillaceae.